AUGGAGAAACUUCUGCAGCAAAUCACGAGCCUGUUCCUCAUGUUGCCUUCACAUGGCCCUGCGCCACUUAUCGGAACUCCCGAGUUCACCCCACAACUCUCGAUUAAAAACAACGCACCCUGCCCGCCAUUUUGUGUGGCCGUCACACGCCGGGGCGGGGACUCGAACCCGCCGCCGCUCCGCCCUUCCUCUCCGCCAUUCGCGGGCGGAGUAACUUGUCCGCCGCGGGCCACCGUCUGCCGGCUGUGCGCUGCCGUGCGGGUCCGGGCGGGUACAGUGGUAGCAGGAGGAGCCGUCCUGCGUGUGAGGCCAGUCCGGCCCGGCUGCCGCGCCGCCAUGAGCGAGAAGGGCGAGCUGGACCUCACGGGGGCCAAGCAGAACACGGGCAUGUGGCUGGUGAAGGUCCCCAAAUACUUGUCUCAGCAGUGGAGUAAAGCCUCAGGAAGAGGUGAAGUGGGAAAGCUGAGGAUUGCCAAAAAUCAAGGAAGAACAGAAGUGUCAUUUACUUUGAAUGAAGAGCUUGCAAGCAUCAGUGAUAUUGGAGGAAAACCCGCUUCUGUCAGCGCACCAAGGGAGCAUCCAUUUCUUUUGCAAAGUGUGGGAGGACAGACCUUAACAGUGUUCACAGAAAGUUCAACAGAGAGCCAACCAGAAGAAAAAUCUGAAAGUGGCAGCUAUGAUAAACUUUCCCUGGAAGGAAUAGUGGUGCAACGUGCUGAAUGCAGACCUGCAGCUAGUGAAAAUUACAUGAAACUAAAAAGAUUUCAGAUAGAGGAAUCUUCUAAACCUGUAAGGUUAUCACAGCAACUGGACAAAGCAGUAACCACCAAUUAUAAACCUGUGGCUAAUCAUCAAUAUAAUAUUGAAUAUGAAAAGAAAAAGAAAGAAGAUGGAAAACGGGCUCGAGCUGAUAAACAACAAGUAUUGGACAUGCUCUUUUCAGCCUUUGAGAAACAUCAGUAUUACAACAUUAAAGACCUGGUGGACAUAACCAAACAGCCAGUGAUAUACUUGAAAGAAAUUCUAAGAGAAAUAGGCAUCUACAACGUGAAGGGGACCCACAAAAACACAUGGGAGCUGAAGCCAGAAUAUAGACAUUACCAAGUAGAAGACAAAAGUGAUUAAGGAAACUGCUCAUGAAGCAAAAGAGAACAACGGAGGAGAGUGAUUGCAGUGAGGGAGCUGUCAUGGGUUUGCAGACAGGACUGAGCACAGCGUAACUCUGCAAGGUUAAAUUUAAAUGAAAACAACCAAUACUUUGUAAUUUUCCUUAGCUCCAUUUGUUUUUCAAAGGAAUAUUUCUUUUAAGUUUCUAUAAAUGUUUGUCUUUUGACAAAAAAAAAUAUUUAUAGAAUAAACUUGGAUUAGAUUAAUCUUUAUUAGAAAUCUUUUUACGUUCUGACUUGCUUUUUCUUGAUAGCUUUGUGGUUCUUCUAAGCCUCAAUGACUUGGAAGGGCAACGUGUCCCAGAGAAACCUGUAACUUCCGUUUUUUUGCAUCCAAGUAGAACCAGGUUCAUGCUCUCACUUCUGCUGUCAUCCUUCAGGACUUCACCUGGGAGGCUCUAAAGUCGUGCAGUGCUUGUGUAGUGAUUGGUGCACAGACACUGUGCUCCUUUGGCAGUCAGGCUUUAGGAAGAACAGCCAAAACAGUUCAUCACAGCCUUGAGACUUCAUGGGAACAGAUCAGCACAGCUAGAAAACCUUAAAACAAGGGCUAUUAGAUACACAGUUCUGUGGGAAAGAUGACAGUCCCUUCUAGGUGACGACUGAGGGAAAAAGAGAACUGUCUGCUAGGUACAUCAGGAAAUAGAUAUAUCUUAUGCUUUUUUUUUUAGUGUUACCUAUGUUUUGUGUUCAAGCAUACCAAUAAAAGCAUUGUUUUAAUUUGUA
Lagopus leucura (white-tailed ptarmigan) is the source of this 1892-nucleotide messenger RNA. It is a transcript of the gene GTF2F2, whose product is annotated as general transcription factor IIF subunit 2. Lineage: Eukaryota; Metazoa; Chordata; Aves; Galliformes; Phasianidae. Gene Ontology annotation, biological process: transcription initiation at RNA polymerase II promoter; transcription by RNA polymerase II. The transcript has 10 exons. The record is from RefSeq and is a predicted model, not a curated record. Bases 1 to 1125 code for a protein of 374 amino acids. Gene Ontology annotation, cellular component: transcription factor TFIIF complex.